Molecule: messenger RNA, 1332 nt
Organism: Camellia sinensis
Lineage: Eukaryota; Viridiplantae; Streptophyta; Magnoliopsida; Ericales; Theaceae
Source: RefSeq, a predicted model, not a curated record
AUGGAUACUUUGAAAUCCAUGCUAUUUACUUCAUUUUCAUCAUCUUCUUCUUCUUCCUCCUCCUCUGAUGAGGAGUCUGAUGAUGAAUAUAUGAUCACACUUUUAGCAGCUUAUGAGCAGAAUACUAGUAGUAUGCUUCAGAUUCUUAAGUCAAGUGAUAGCUCAAAGAAAAUAGGGGGUUCUGUUGUAGGUCACAAGUAUAUAUGUAGAGAUAGAAGGCAAGGUCAUGACAGAUUGUUUGCAGAUUAUUUUGCUGCAAAUCCAGUGUAUUCAGCUACAAUAUUUUGGAGACGUUUUCGAAUGCGUCGUCCUUUGUAUUUGCGAAUUUUGAAUGCAAUCGAAGCACAUAAUUCAUAUUUUAUUCAAAAACAAGAUGCAGCUCAUGUAGUUGGAUUAUCUGUCCUACAAAAAAUGACUUCAGCGAUGAGAAUAUUAUCAUACGGUGUCGCAGCAGAUGCAGUUGAUGAUUACAUACGUAUUGGGGAAAGCACUGCGAUUCAAAGUUUACAACAAUUUUGUUAUUCAGUGAUUGAAAUCUUUGGAGUAGAAUAUUUGAGAUCUCUGACACCAACUGACAUUGCUAGGUUACUUGCUAUUGGCGAGGUUCGGGGGUUUCCGGGUAUGUUGGGAAGUUUAGAUUGCAUGCAUUGGGAGUGGAAAAAUUAUCCAAAAGCAUGGCAAGGUCAAUACGUAGGCCAUCAAAAAAAGCCAACCAUUAUUCUUAAAGCAGUAGCUUCUUAUGACUUAUGGAUUUGGCAUGCAUUUUUUGGAAUGCCUGGGUCACACAAUGACUUGAAUGUAUUAGACCGGUCACCUUUGUUUUCUGAUCUUGCCCAAGGUAAGGCUCCCCCUGUCCACUACACUGUUAAUGGACAUAGUUACGAUAUGGGUUAUUACCUUGCUGAUGGUAUAUACCCGCAACGGGCAACACUGGUUCAAACAAUUUCUUCUCCCCAAGGAGCAAAGAGACAACAUUUUGCAAUGAUGCAAGAGUCUGCCAGGAAAGAUGUAGAGCGGGCAUUCGGAGUCCUCCAAUCUCGAUUCGCAAUUAUAGGUGGUGCUGUACAUUUUUGGGAUCCAAAAAUGCUUGCCAACAUAAUGAAAAUUUGCAUUAUAUUACACAAUAUGAUUGUUGAAGAUGAGAGGGAGGAGCACCUUGAUUUUGAUUAUGAAAUUUCAUCUCCCAACACACCAAUGCAACUUUCCUCUACUCCUACCAAUGACUUUGAAUCAUUUUUGUCUCGCCAUUUAGGUAUUAGGGAUAAAAAUGCAUAUCAUGCCCUCCAUAAUGAUUUAAUAGAACAUAUGUGGCAUCUUCGCGGUGAAAACUAG